AUGGCCGACGCAUCCAUGGCGCCCACCCCUCGAUCAGCCUCCAAGCCGGAUACAUUGCUCCACUCCCGGAUCCCGAUCGAUAUCCGCUCGGGUCCAUGGCAUUACGUUCUGUUGGAAAUGUGAGCUCUCCCUUCGAGGGUCCUCACAGCGUUAUUGACCCGGCCUCCCCUGUUCAUCCAGAAUUCCAAGGUCUUCAACCUCGUCUUCUUCAGCCCCGGUGGACGCCGUAACGUUGCACCAGAUGAUGCUCAAGACAAUGGCCGACUGGUACGGUAGCGUAGGAGGCUCGACGACCAAAUUCGACGUACUCGCUCUGAGCGCCGCCUCGACCGAAGCAGGACCUGAAAAAGCAAAGGGAGAUGAUGUCCGACUUGGGAUAGUGAGGGUUGAUACUUGGUCAGUCUACCUCCACUCGAAGUAAUCCGGCAAAAGGGGCGAGCUUUGCUGACCUCCCCUUAUUCUCGGGUGGAAAAUCCGAGCUCUCACAGCUCGGCGCAUCAUCUAAUCACCUCCAUCCCAUUCGCGUCCUUCAAGAAACAAUCGUCGGAUACAGAUCCACCAUCAUACCAAGUUCACGUGCUCGCUCAUUCGGGGGAUUUUUCCGUGAUCGUGAAGCGUCUGCAGAGGAGGCGACAAAAGAUGCCGUGGGAAAAGGCGUAA
Microbotryum saponariae is the source of this 660-nucleotide messenger RNA. The record is from the annotation of a GenBank genome assembly. Lineage: Eukaryota; Fungi; Basidiomycota; Microbotryomycetes; Microbotryales; Microbotryaceae.